Messenger RNA from Ostreococcus lucimarinus CCE9901, 1260 nucleotides. RefSeq lists its product with no specific name. Gene Ontology annotation, molecular function: oxidative RNA demethylase activity; broad specificity oxidative DNA demethylase activity. The coding region runs from base 1 to 1260 and encodes 419 amino acids. The transcript has a single exon. Gene Ontology annotation, biological process: DNA alkylation repair; regulation of multicellular organism growth; RNA repair. The record is from RefSeq and is a predicted model, not a curated record. Lineage: Eukaryota; Viridiplantae; Chlorophyta; Mamiellophyceae; Mamiellales; Bathycoccaceae.
AUGUCGCCGUCAUCCUCCGUGCUCGAACCCGAGGACGGCGAACCGUUCGCGCGCGUCCAUCGAGCGCACUACCGCGGUUUCGUCGUGGACGCGCCCUCGGUGCUUCCCGCGUCGCUUCACGACGACGUCGAACGCGCGUUCGACGACAUGCGCAGCCGAGGCGAAUUCACGCACGACGUCGUUUCCGCCGGAAAUAAAGUGUCCACGACGUACGUGCGGCGCUGCCUGCUCGGUGAGGACGGAAUGACGUAUCAUUAUCAGAAGUUACGCCUGUUUGCGCAACCGUGGCGCGGACGGGAGGCGUACGAAGUGGUGAGACGGUUGAACGAGACGCUGACGAGGAGCGCGCGAGAGCGAUGCGAAAAGCUCGGCGGAGCGUUCGCGGAGAGUGAGUGCGAAUACAACGUGACGCUGAUUAAUUACAUGGAAACAGAGGGUGAGAGCGAAAUAGAGCUACGGAAUGAGGAGAAGUUCGAUCUCGGGACGACGUCGGUGAGUUGGCACAGCGAUUCGUCGUUGCGAGAAAACUCCACCGUGGCGGUGUAUCACACAUACGAGGCGCCAGAGAGAAAAGACUGGCGAGUGGCGCUGAGGGCGUUGAACGCGGAGUGCGAGGUGCUUUGCGUGCCUUUGGAGGAUAAAGCGACGUAUUACAUGUGUGGUGAGUUCAACGCCACUCACCAUCACGCCGUGCUCACCGGCUCGAGUGCGAGAUAUUCUUCGACACAUCGAGUCGCCGUGGUGGCCAAGGAUACGUUCCAGUACAUCAAAAGGCGGUGUAUCGAUGCGCUCGCAAUUGUACCAGACUUAGAGCGCGAGAAUAAACCUUUGGAUGCGAAACAGAUACAGUUCUUAGCCGACGUCCAUCGCGAGGUUGAAUUUCAAUGGAUUAGAAUGUUUCACCUGCAAGGCGAAGCACACGCGGCGUGGCACGAUACGUAUUGGACGAGAAAAAUCGCCGAGCUCACCGAGGCGUGGGAUCGCAUGGAGGCUUGCUUUCGAGUGAUUUUGUCCAAGCUCAAGCGUUCAUCUCGCUCGCCCGAGUCGCCGCCUCGAGCGUACGCGAUGCUGCUUUACGCGCUGAAAACCGUCAAGGAGUUGCGAGACGAGUACACGAAGCGAACCAAGGCGUCGGCGUACGCGUCGCUACCGCCGUCGCAACGUCCAGUUGAUCUGCCCGCGUACGACAAUACUUCUCCCCUUCCGUUCGAGCUCAAACCCGUGAUUUACUUUCUCGAGGAGGAGCAAAACAAAGUGUGA